Molecule: messenger RNA, 1271 nt
Organism: Molossus molossus (Pallas's mastiff bat)
Lineage: Eukaryota; Metazoa; Chordata; Mammalia; Chiroptera; Molossidae
Gene: LAMTOR3
Product: late endosomal/lysosomal adaptor, MAPK and MTOR activator 3
Exons: 7
Coding region: 166-540 (124 amino acids)
Biological process (GO): cellular response to amino acid stimulus; positive regulation of TOR signaling
Cellular component (GO): Ragulator complex
Source: RefSeq, a predicted model, not a curated record
UGGGGCACAGAAGAAGUCACAAAUCAUGUGACGCGGCUUUUUGCGGAACCUGUCUUUGAGGCUGUCCCCGAAGUGGCCGCAGACAGCCACGAGCCCUGCUCCAGAGGACCUGGUAGCCAGGAAGGCCGGGCUGGAUAUUGAACCUGCCGGAGGAAGAGGCUCAUCAUGGCGGAUGACCUAAAGCGAUUCCUGUAUAAAAAACUACCAAGUGUUGAAGGGCUCCACGCUAUUGUUGUGUCAGACAGAGACGGAGUGCCUGUUAUUAAAGUGGCCAAUGAUAAUGCUCCAGAGCACGCUUUGAGACCUGGUUUCUUAUCUACUUUUGCCCUUGCAACAGACCAAGGCAGCAAACUUGGACUUUCAAAAAAUAAAAGUAUCAUUUGUUACUAUAAUACCUAUCAGGUGGUUCAAUUUAAUCGUUUACCUUUGGUGGUGAGUUUCAUAGCCAGCAGCAAUGCCAAUACAGGACUAAUUGUCAGCCUAGAAAAGGAACUGGCUCCAUUAUUUGAAGAAUUGAGACAAGUUGUAGAAGUUUCUUAAUCUAACAGUGGUUUUGAUGUCUACCUUAUCUUCAUUAUAGCAGACACAAUAUCAAUCUAGCAAUCUCGAGACCACAACAAUACUUGUAUCUAUGUACUCAAGAAAGGGUCCCUUUUCUACCUUACACUAAAGAAAAAGUAUGUAGAGACAGUUUAUGGACAGAGUAUCUUUUCUUGUAUAAGUCUUAUUUACUGAGAUCUGGGGAUACCACAGAAAUGGUUCAGUUUAUCACAGCUCCCAUGGAGUUAAUCCAGUCACCAAAUCAGCGUGAGAUGCUAUUUGGUGGGUCAGAAUCAAACUAGUAUGUUGAUCCACUUGAGCCAUGAAGUGCUCUCUCUUUACAUUCUGCCAGGCGUGCAGAACGAAGCAGAUUCUUUUUAUUGUGAAUAAUAAUGAGGAUAUCUUUUUUUCAUGGUGUUUUAUUUCUUUGCAUUGAGUGUGGGGACGAUAAAACGGCUUAGUAAAGUAAUAAAAUCAGUACAAUCACUAACUUCCCUGUGUAUAUAUUGUUUUACAGUAUAGGUUAAUAUUGCUAAUUGAUUUGAUUCUUCUCAGAGGGUGCUGCUAUUUAAUGAAAACAAUAGCUAAUGCACCCCACUCUGCUUUCUAUAACCAAUCAUUGUUUUAAUGUUUGUGUUCUUUAUAAAAUUUAGAUGUGAUUCAUCAUUGAACUCCGUUUCCAAUAUUGGUAUAUAUGUAAACAUGGUAUUACAGCCAUUUUUUUUUCAAUA